GUAAGUUGUCUCUUAUUUCCACUUAGAAUGAAAUUCUUGAUAAUUUAUCUGCAUUACCAACUAUUUGUAAAAGUAAAAUCGUUCUGACAGGUGCGUUACAUCGCAGAAUACUUCGUGGUUUCGCCGGUAACUCACAGGAUUCAAGAUGAGUUGUCCAUUCAACGAGGAACAGCUGGGACAGCUAAAGAUGUUCAUAGAAAUUUGCAAAAGCCAGCCUCAGAUCUUGAACCACCCUAAAAUAGCAUUCUUCAAGGAUUACAUUACUUCGCUUGGCGGCACAAUACCCGCGGCGACUUUUGGUGCUAAAACGUUUACAGCGUCUGGAGAUAGUGUUCCUCCAUCAAAUAAUAAUGCUGAAAAGAUACCAUCGUCUGAUGAAGAGUCAGACCCUGAGUCUGAUGUUGAGCUGGAUAUGGAAGGUGUCAUAGAACCAGACGUUCUAGAUGAUUCCCAAGUCAUGGGCGACCAGUCAAAGGAGACCACAGAAGAGGAAAGGGACCAAUCGGACGAGAAGAGGUCCGCAGCCAUGAGGGCAUUCUCGGAGCAGAACUUUGAGGAAGCCAUCAAGUUGUAUACUGAGGCUAUACAGCUGAACCCACAGAGUGCCUUGCUCUUUGCUAAGAGAGGACAGGUGUAUCUAAAGUUGAACAAACCGAACGCGUGUAUCAAAGACUGCACUCAGGCUCUGGAACUUAACUGCGACAGUGCUGCUGCGUACAAAUUCCGCGGGAGAGCGUAUAGGUUGCUGGGCAAGUUCGAGGAGGCAUCUCACGACCUGUGCGAGUCGCUCAAGAUCGACUACGACGACCAGACCAACGAGUGGCUGCAAGAAGUGAAGCCUAACGCGGAGAAACUGCGCCAGCACAAGCUCAUCAUGCAACGCAGGAAGGAAGAGAAGGAGCACCAAGACAAGCUGCGCCGCGCCCGCAAGGCGCAGGAGGCGCGCGCGCGGGCCGCGCAGGCGCAGGCCGACGCCCCGGGCUUCCCCGGCGCGGGCUUCCCCGGCGCGGGCUUCCCCGGAGCGGGCUUCCCCGGCGGCAUGCCCCGCGGCGGCGGCGGCGGCAUGCCGGACAUCGCCAGUCUCAUCAGCGAUCCCGAGAUUAUGGCGCUUAUUCAGGACCCAGACGUAGCCAUGGCCUUCCAAGACGUGUCGUCCAACCCGGCCAACUUCGUGAAAUACCAAAACAACCCCAAGGUGGCCGCCGCCAUUGAGAAGCUGCAGAGCAAGUUCUUCAGCGCUGCUGGCGGUAGAUUUGGUGGCGCAGGCGCGGGCGCGGACGCCCCCGGGUCCGGGCCGAAGCCCGCGACGGACGACGACGUGGGGCUUGACUAG
This is a messenger RNA of Cydia amplana, 1333 nucleotides long. Its product is annotated as hsc70-interacting protein-like. The record is from RefSeq and is a predicted model, not a curated record. NCBI's taxonomy places the organism in Eukaryota, Metazoa, Arthropoda, Insecta, Lepidoptera, Tortricidae. Gene Ontology annotation, molecular function: protein dimerization activity; Hsp70 protein binding. The coding region runs from base 146 to 1333 and encodes 395 amino acids. The transcript has 8 exons.